AGCUCGACCGACCUUGGAGGUUGAAGGCUGACCCUCAUUAACGACGUACGAACACCACCACCACUACCAAAACCUCUACCUCCUCCUCCUCAACAACGAACUAGCCGCCGCAACCGCAACAGCAGUCAAGAUGGAGGUACUACUGGGUAUCACGGGCAAGGACUUUACCAUCAUCGCAGCUUCCAAAGCUGCCAUGCGUGGCGCAACGGUUCUCAAGUCUGCCGACGACAAGACGAGAGCGCUUAACAAGCAAACACUGAUUGCAUACUCUGGCGAGUCGGGUGAUACUGUCCAAUUUGCCGACUACAUCCAAGCGAACUCCCAGCUUUACUCGAUGCGCAACGAGACGGACCUCUCCCCCUCAGGUCUCGCCAACUUCGUCCGCGGGGAGCUCGCCUCCAGCCUGCGGUCGCGGAAGCCCUACAACGUCAACCUGCUCCUCGGCGGCGUUGACCCCAUCACACAGAAGCCCGCGCUGUACUGGCUGGAUUACCUUGCGUCGCUGGCGCCCGUGCCAUACGCCGCCCACGGCUACGCACAAUACUACUGCCUGUCAAUCCUCGACAAACACCACCACCCCGACAUCACACUCGGCCAGGGCAUCAAGAUCCUCAACAUGUGCACGGACGAGCUGAAGAGGCGGUUACCGAUUGACUUCAAGGGCAUGACGGUCAAGGCCGUGACCAAGGACGGUAUCGUGGACAUAGAGUUCGACGACGACAAGGUUGUGAAGGCAGCUUGAGGCGGUAGCCUGCGGUGAGGUGAUGACGGAGAGGAGGACGGGCUUUUCAACGACGAGUGCGCAGCCGCAUCAGCAAAAGAGGCCUUGCCAGCAAAAUGUACUACUAGACCGGGCUGGUAAACGAUACAGACAU
Molecule: messenger RNA, 875 nt
Organism: Colletotrichum navitas
Lineage: Eukaryota; Fungi; Ascomycota; Sordariomycetes; Glomerellales; Glomerellaceae
Product: proteasome A-type and B-type
Exons: 4
Coding region: 131-742 (203 amino acids)
Biological process (GO): proteasomal protein catabolic process
Cellular component (GO): proteasome core complex, beta-subunit complex; cytosol; proteasome core complex
Source: RefSeq, a predicted model, not a curated record